UAAAGGGGAGGAAUUACAAUACCGCACGACAUCACGUGACUUGAUUUGACGUUUGCAACAUGGCGGAAGCAGUUGUAGAAACAUCAUUCAUGGAUCCUUUCAAAGAUAUUCUGGUUAAUUAUUUAAUGCCAGAAAAAUGUUAUGACGAGUUCUUUUUACAGUUCAACCUUCUGCACGUGGAUUGUCUGAAGAUUGUAAUCAGCAAAGGCCUGGGCAUUGGGAUCAUUCUUGGUUCUGUUUUAGUAAAGCUACCUCAGAUUCUAAAGCUGAUUGGUGCCAAAAGUGCUGAGGGACUGAGCUUUAACUCUGUGCUGCUGGAGCUGUUUGCUAUCACAGGCACCAUGGCCUACAGUAUUGCCAACAGCUUCCCUUUCAGUUCCUGGGGUGAGGCACUUUUCCUCAUGCUUCAAACUGUGACGAUUGGUUUCCUCAUACAGCACUAUGGAGGCAACACCAUCAAAGGUUUGGGGUUUCUGGCAGUCUACUUUGGUCUUUUGGCAGUCAUACUGUCUCCCAUGACCCCAAUGUCUGUUGUAACUACAAUGCAAGCCUCUAAUAUGCCAGCCAUCAUCUUUGGACGGUUAAUUCAGGCUGGUACCAACUACAGAAAUGGCCACACUGGGCAGCUGUCAGCUAUUUCAGUCUUUCUGCUGUUUGCAGGUUCCUUAGCACGCAUAUUCACUACAGUGCAGGAAACGGGAGAUUCUCUCAUGGCUGUCACCUACAUCAUUUCUUCUUUCUGUAAUGGUGUGAUCGCAGCUCAGGUCCUCUACUACUGGAACAGCAGCCCUGCCCUCAGGAAGAAGAAAGCGUAGAUCCAUACAAAAGGCAAAAUUAGUGACCACUGAAGUUGACAAAGAUCAUUGGACAGACGAUUGGCCAAUUAGAUAUAAUCUAAUCAAAAUGACGGUUCUUUUGAAAUUAAGCUUUGUCCCUUGGUCACUUGUUAAAAGCAUGUAUCGUUAACAUAUCAGUGCUUACUUUAGAGGCAGGUACAAAUACUGUAUAAUGCACACAUUCACAUAUUCCAGGUGCCCAGAAGUGGACCAAAAAGCCAGUAUGCUAAGGGGUCCUUCUAUAAUUAUAGAACAUUUUUCCUCUUUGUAUUCUUUUUUAUGGCAGUGGGCUAUUUAAUUAGGCUGUUAAAUUUGGACCAGUUUCUUAGCUCAGGGAAGGGAGUAGUGUCCAUAGUAGUCGUGCAUUCAACUAUAAAAAUACAAACAUGUGUACUAAAUCCUCAUAUAUUAUUGCUGACAUACUGUCUUAUUGCCCACUUUACCCUGGCUCACUGAAUAUUCACUAAAACCCAUGUUGCCAUUUUGAAUUUAGCAACAAAUCUGUGAAAAGUCUGAUUUUUGUAAAUCUGAAUUUCAGAAUUUUAAAAAUGACCAAAAUACUUUAAAAGUGCACAUAUGAAAAUAUGUCAUCAUAUGCUAAAGGCAUCCCAAUUAGAACAUCGCAGGGGAACUAUUAUCCCCAAAAAGGAUCAUUAGGUUUUUUUUUCGUUCUUUUCAGAGAAAUCCAACCAUAUGGACACUAUUUCAGAAAGUCUUCCAGAACCUAGAAAUGCCCGUGUUGCUUCACACUUUUGAACAGACAUUCAGUUGCAUUUGACAAAAUAAAGGUUUUUCUUUAGGUAAUGUUUAGAGACUAGUGAAUUAAUUACAGUUGUAUUUCUUAAGUUGCAAUGGUCAUGCAAUAGUACAUGUAGCCAUGCUGUUGAACGUUAUCAUGACUAAUGGAAACUUGGUCAAAUAAGAGAAAUUUACCACAAAGCACUUUUUUUGUCACCCAUCAAAAGCAAGUUUCAAGCUGACUGCAGGUAAAAAGAAAAUGUAAUUUUAAUUAUGGAAAUUGUAUAUUUGCACACUUUACAUUUGUAAAUUUAUUUUCCUUUUUCGAUUGUGAACAUCUGUUGUUUGUUGUUGUUUUUUUUUUCAUGAAUGAAAUAUUACAAAUGGCUGUAAUGACGUUUUUUCCAUUAUCUAAAGUCGCAGUGUACUUUUGACCAUUGAGUAAAAUGUUUCCAUCAGAUAAUUUGUAGUGUUUGUUGUUUGAAAGACUUUUUAAAAAGAUACAAACAGUUGUAGAAAAAAAUCUUAUCUGAAGUUGUGUUUUUGCAUUUAUCCAUUGUCGAUGACUUGAUUAAUGAACUGUGAUACAUAAUUGUACCACCAGAGAGAGGCAAAGAGUCAAUAAAAAAUACAGUUGUUAUUGGGUUUUACCCAACCUUUA
Molecule: messenger RNA, 2235 nt
Organism: Labeo rohita (rohu)
Lineage: Eukaryota; Metazoa; Chordata; Actinopteri; Cypriniformes; Cyprinidae
Gene: mpdu1b
Product: mannose-P-dolichol utilization defect 1b
Exons: 7
Coding region: 60-815 (251 amino acids)
Biological process (GO): oligosaccharide biosynthetic process
Source: RefSeq, a predicted model, not a curated record